AUGAGCAGUGCUCCUCGUACAAUAAGGGAGCUUUUCCUGAGGCAGGAACAGAUGGACGGAAUGAACUUCACAUUGGGGAAUUCCUCUGAGGGAAAUGAAACGGAGCCAGAAGUGGAGACAAGCUCGUAUAAAACAGUGGAGGUGGUGUUCAUUGUGCUCGUAGCAGGAUCACUUAGCCUGGUAACUGUGGUCGGGAACAUACUGGUAAUGCUCUCUAUAAAGGUCAACAGAAGCCUACAGACUGUCAACAACUACUUCCUGUUCAGCUUAGCAUGCGCCGACUUCAUCAUCGGGCUUUGCUCCAUGAACCUCUAUACUGUUUAUAUUGUCAUUGGUGCCUGGCCACUUGGCCCUGUAGUGUGUGACCUGUGGUUGGCUCUGGACUAUGUGGUCAGUAAUGCAUCUGUCAUGAACUUACUCAUUAUCAGUUUUGACCGCUAUUUCUGCGUCACAAAGCCACUGAGUUAUCCUGUAAAGAGGACCACUAAGAUGGCAGGGAUGAUGAUUGCAGCUGCCUGGGUGCUGUCCUUCAUUCUCUGGGCUCCUGCUAUCCUCUUUUGGCAGUUCAUUGUGGGUGGCCGCACUGUCCCAGAUCGAGAGUGUUAUAUCCAGUUCUUUUCAAAUGCGGCUGUUACCUUUGGCACUGCUAUUGCUGCAUUCUACUUGCCUGUCAUCAUCAUGAUGGUGCUAUAUUGGCAAAUCUCACGAGCCAGCAAGAGUCGUGUGAAAAAGGACAACCGCAAGCCUUCAGGCACCAACGCUGGAACUGGAUCUCCAACUCAGACCCGCAGCAAUGCAACCAACAAGCUGGACAACAACAAUGUGAUGGCUGAGGACCCUGAUAGGUGUCAAACCCAGAACACAGAUGAAAUGACCAACCAGCAUGACAGCAAAAUGCAGAAUGGCAAAGGGCCAUCCACAGCCAGUGGAGAGAGAGAAGGGGAAGAGGCCACCAGGGCCAACUGUGUCCCUGUUGAAGAGAAAGAGAGCUCCAAUGACUCCACUUCAGGCAGUGGGGCCACAGCUCACCAGAAACCAGAACCCAACAACACUCAGACACCUGCACGGCACCAAGCCAAGACCGGUGCCUCUAAACUUACCUGCAUUAAAAUUGUCACCAAGUCACCUAAGGGAGACUGUUAUGCUCCCUCCAACACCACAGUAGAGAUCGUACCAGCAGCUGAGAAGCAAAAACAUGUGGCCCACAAGAUUGCAAAGAUGACUAAGCAGCCCCCCAAAAAGAAGAAAGCAGCCCCUUCCAGAGAGAAGAAGGUGACACGUACUAUUAUGGCUAUCUUGGUGGCAUUUGUAGUCACGUGGACACCCUAUAAUGUGAUGGUUCUCAUCAAUACUUUCUGCUCCAGCUGCAUUCCUAACACAGUGUGGACCAUUGGCUACUGGCUCUGCUACAUCAACAGCACCAUCAACCCUGCGUGCUAUGCUCUGUGCAAUGCCACAUUCAAAAAGACCUUCAAACAGCUCCUGCUUUGUCAGUAUAAAAACAUACGCUCAAGCAGAUGA
Neoarius graeffei (lesser salmon catfish) is the source of this 1521-nucleotide messenger RNA. RefSeq names its product cholinergic receptor, muscarinic 2a (gene chrm2a). NCBI's taxonomy places the organism in Eukaryota, Metazoa, Chordata, Actinopteri, Siluriformes, Ariidae. Gene Ontology annotation, molecular function: G protein-coupled acetylcholine receptor activity. Gene Ontology annotation, biological process: adenylate cyclase-activating adrenergic receptor signaling pathway; regulation of heart contraction. The record is from RefSeq and is a predicted model, not a curated record. Bases 1 to 1521 code for a protein of 506 amino acids. The transcript has a single exon. Gene Ontology annotation, cellular component: plasma membrane.